Alosa alosa (allis shad) is the source of this 2049-nucleotide messenger RNA. RefSeq names its product transmembrane protein 41B (gene tmem41b). Lineage: Eukaryota; Metazoa; Chordata; Actinopteri; Clupeiformes; Clupeidae. Bases 108 to 953 code for a protein of 281 amino acids. The transcript is spliced from 7 exons. Gene Ontology annotation, cellular component: endoplasmic reticulum membrane. The record is from RefSeq and is a predicted model, not a curated record.
GGAAGGAACCCCCAACUGGGCUUCGCUGUCAGUACAUCUGCUUCUGCCGGGCCGUUCCGCUCAUAUUAGCCUUUUACCGACAGAUUACCGACCGAUUUCCCCACGGAAUGGCAAAGAAAAGAGGCGCCGCGCGGGAGGCAGAAGCCACACCGUUAGUUGAAGACGAACCGAAGCCUACGGAAACUUUGACAGUUAAAGGGUCUUCAUAUGAAGGGGUGGGAUCGGCUCGUGUGUCGCUCCUCAUCCUCGUCGGCAUCUUCGCCUGCUCUGCGUCCGUCAUGUACCUGGUCUACAGGAAUUUUCCAGAACUCAGCAUAGACGAGAAGGAGAAGAUGAAGAUUCCCAGGGACAUGGAGGAUGCUAAGGCCCUGGGGACCGUGCUGUCCAAGUACAAAGACACCUACUACUCGCAGGUCCUGCUGGCCUACUUCACCACGUACCUGUUCCUCCAGACCUUCGCCAUCCCCGGAUCCAUCUUCCUCAGCAUCCUCUCUGGGUACCUGUACCCGUUCCCCCUGGCACUGUUCCUCGUCUGCCUGUGCUCUGGUCUGGGUGCGUCCUUCUGCUACCUGUUAUCUUACCUGGUGGGGCGGCCUGUGGUGCACAGGUACCUGACGGAGCGAGUCCAGAACUGGUCUCAGCAGGUGGACAACCACAGAGAGCACCUGAUCAACUACAUCAUCUUCCUGCGCAUCACGCCGUUCCUGCCCAACUGGUUCAUCAACAUCACCUCGCCCGUCAUCAACGUGCCCCUCGGAGUCUUCUUCCUCGGCACGUUUCUGGGCGUGGCUCCUCCGUCGUUCGUGGCGAUAAAGGCGGGCACGACGCUGUACGCUCUGACCACGGCGGGUGAGGCGGUGAGCUGGGGCUCGUUGGGCAUCCUGGCGGUGCUGGCGCUGCUCUCUCUGCUGCCCGUCAUCUUCCAGCGACGCCUCAAGGACAAGAUGCAGUAGCCCCGCCCACACCGGCCCACACUCACUCACACCAGCGCAGGAUUGGGGCAGGCCGCUGUCACUCACACGCACUCAUCUCUAGCCCGUCCCCUCUACUGUUGGUCUGCUCGUCCUCCUGAUAACUACUGGCCUCUGAUCUGGUCAUCAACUGGCCAUCUGAUCCCUCACGACUGGUCAUCUCACGACUGGUCAUCUCACCUCCAGCCCCUCCUGAUAACUACUGGCCUCUGAUCUGGUCAUCAACUGGCCAUCUGAUCCCUCACGACUGGUCAUCUCACGACUGGUCAUCUCACCUCCAGCCCCCCCAGUAGGAUGUGCCAUAGCAGGAGCCCUCACCUGUUCUCCAAUCCGCUCCCCCAGACCAGUGCUGACCAGACCAGAGCCCGUAGACCAGACCAGACUCCCCUGAAUACACUCCACUGCUUUGACCUCUGUGACCUUCAGCUUCUCUCCAUCACCUGCUCCUGCACUGAGCUGGCGUGUUCCCAUUGGCCCUCAGCUGCUCCAGUUAUGAGCUGGCGUGUUCCCAUUGGCCCUCAGCUGCUCCUGCACUGAGCUGGCGUGUUCCCAUUGGCCCUCAGCUGCUCCUGCACUGAGCUGGCGUGUUCCCAUUGGCCCUCAGCUGGUCCAGUUAUGAGCUGGCGUGUUCCCAUUGGCCCUCAGCAGGUCCUGCACUGAGCUGGCGUGUUCCCAUUGGCCCUCAGCUGGUCCAGUUAUGAGCUGGCGUGUUCCUAUUGGCCCUCAGCUGGUCCUGCACUGAGCUGGCGUGUUCCCAUUGGCCCUGCUGGUGACUGAUGUGUCCUGGGCAGGCCUGUUCUGUGGACACUGAUGUUGUGUGUGCUGCUAUGUUCCUUCUGUCUUCAUGAGUGUGGAGUUUUUAAUGCUUCCAAUUUUAGUUGAUUGACUUGGGCCUUAAAGUUUAAUGUUUAGCACAAGGUUUUAGUGGAACUGAGGGCUUUCUGCAGGCCACACACACACUCUUCUACUGUCCUGGAGAGUGACCUCAGAGGGGUUUUAAUGUGAAAUAUGUCUUAAUGUGUCUGUGUCUGUGUCUGUGUGUGCGUGCGUGCGUGUGUGCGUGAGCGUCUGUGUGUGU